This is a messenger RNA of Penicilliopsis zonata CBS 506.65, 513 nucleotides long. RefSeq lists its product as hypothetical. Gene Ontology annotation, cellular component: endomembrane system; membrane. Lineage: Eukaryota; Fungi; Ascomycota; Eurotiomycetes; Eurotiales; Aspergillaceae. The transcript has 4 exons. Bases 1 to 513 code for a protein of 170 amino acids. The record is from RefSeq and is a predicted model, not a curated record.
AUGGAUUCUGCAGACGGCGCAGUCUCUCCGCCAGCCGAAGUGAUGUCUAUUGCAUCACCGAUUAACCUGAUUCUGCUCUCUCUCUUCGUCGUCGUGGUCUACCUGCAAUUCCGUCCCAAGGCUCCCGUCACGCUCCCUUCAGGGCCUCCCCCAGUCGUCUUCCGCACGUUCACACCCUCUACUUUGCUCCCAUUUGAUGGGAACGAUGAAAGACCUGUCUAUAUCGCCGUACGCGGCCGCGUCUUCGAUGUCACUCCUGGCAGAAACUUCUACGGACCGGGCGGACCUUAUGCGAACUUUGCCGGUCGGGAUGCGAGCCGCGGACUCGCCUGUCAGAGUUUCGAUGAAGAGAUGCUGACCAAGGAUCUCAAGGGACCUCUGGACGAGCUCAAGGAUCUUGACGAGGAGCAGCUAGAGAACCUCGCAUCUUGGGAGGCGCGAUUCACGGAGAAAUACCUUGUUGUUGGAAAAUUGGUUGCUGAAGGUGACCUGGAGGCGUCCAAGGCCUCGUAA